GCUGGAAGUGAUGGCGAAAGUAUUGGAAACUGUCCUUUUUGCCAACGCCUUUUUAUGAUACUCUGGCUUAAAGGAGUUAAAUUUAAUGUGACUACUAUUGAUAUAACUAGAAAAUCUGAAGAACUGAAGAACUUAGCCCCAGGUACCAAUCCUCCAUUCUUGGUAUAUAACAAAGAGUUGAAAACAGACUUCAUUAAAAUUGAGGAGUUUCUGGAGUAGACACUCGCUCCUCCAAGGUAUCCUCACCUGAGUCCCAAGUACAGGGAAUAUUUCGAUGUGGGCUGUAAUCUCUUUGCCAAUUUUUCUGCAUACAUUAAGAAUACACAAAAGUAAGCAAAUAAGAAUUUUGAAAAAUCUCUGCUUAGAGAAUUUAAGCGUUUGGAUGACUACUUAAAUACUCCACUUCUGGAUGAAAUUGAUCCUGACAGUGCUGAGUUUCAUACAGCUUCCAGAAGACUGUUCUUGGAUGGUAAUCAACUAACGCUGGCUGACUGUAGUUUGAUGCCCAAAAUGAACAUUAUUAAAGUUGCUUCAAAGAAGUACCAUGACUUUGACAUUCCAGCAGAAUUCUCAGGAGUCUGGCGCUACUUCCACAAAGCUUAUGCUUGUGAAUAAUUUGCCCACACAUGUCCUGAAGACAAAGAAAUUGAAAAUACCUAUGCAAGAGUGGCAAAACAGUAG
Mus pahari (shrew mouse) is the source of this 681-nucleotide messenger RNA. It is a transcript of the gene Clic2, whose product is annotated as chloride intracellular channel 2. NCBI's taxonomy places the organism in Eukaryota, Metazoa, Chordata, Mammalia, Rodentia, Muridae. The transcript is spliced from 5 exons. The annotation marks the transcript as partial. The record is from RefSeq and is a predicted model, not a curated record.